AUCAAACUUAGAAACAACUACGGAGUACCAACAUUGCCAUUGCCAUUGCUACCAUCUCUAUCCUCCGACUUCCUUGACUUCCUUCCACCUCCCAUGAAACCCUCACACUCACCAUCUCUCUCUCUCCUCCUUCUCAUCCUCCUCAUUUUCCACCCAUCACCACCACCCACCGCCACCGCCACCGCCACCGCCACCGCUACUGCCGAACCCUCAUUUUUCUCCUUCCUAAUCUCAACCGAAGGCUUAAACUUCCUGAAAGACUUGCUAAUUUCUAAAGCAAUCUCCACCCUCACACCUCUUCAAAUCCCCCAAAUUGAUCAAUCCCUCCAAAUCCCCUUCCUUGGUAAUGUCUUCGUUCGAUUAUCCAACCUCUCUCUCCACCAAAUUGUUGUUUCUGAUUCUUUUAUCACCCCCGGAGACGCCGGCAUCGCCUUUAUCGUCUCCGGGGCAACUGCUAAUAUGAGCUUGAAUUGGUAUUACUCUUAUUCUUCUGGUUGGUUUUUGCCCUUCCAGUUUUCUGAUCAUGGCCUUGCUUCCAUUCAGGUUGAAGGGAUGCAAGUUGGCCUCACCUUGUAUUUGAAAAUUCAAGAAGGAAGGCUGGAACUCUCUCUUGUUGAAUGUGGUUGCUUUGUCGAAAAUCUCUCUAUCAAAUUGGAUGGAGGUGCAUCCUGGCUUUAUCAAGGGAUUGUAGAUGUGUUUGCUGGACAAAUUGAAUCUGCAGUGGAGGAAGCUAUUACCGAGAAUCUUAAAGAAGCUAUUUUAAAGCUUGCUUUGUCUCUUGAGAGCUUACCUAAACGGAUCCCAGUUGAUGAUAUUGUGUCCUUGAACAUCACUUUUGUAAAUGAUUUUGUCCUAAGCAAUUCUUCCAUUGGAUUUGAGAUCGAUGGUUUAUUCACUCGAAGAGAUCAAGCAUGGGCAUCCAAAUACUACAAGGAACAUUUAGUUCAUAAAGUUUCAUCGACUCCAACAGAUCAGAACUUAAAAUCGAAUAUCUAUGAGGGGCAUUUCCAAGCUUUACCAUGUCGUGAUUCAUCAAGAAUGAUAGGAAUUUCAAUUGAUGAAGCUGUUUUUCACUCAGCUUCGACCUUGUACUUUGAGGCAGGUUAUUUGCAAUGGAUUGUGGAUAAGAUACCAGAUCAGGCUCUCCUGAACACCGCUGGUUGGAGGUUUAUCAUUCCUCAGCUUUAUAAGAAGUACCCAAAAGAUGAUAUGAAUUUGAACGUCUCUUUCACUUCUCCUCCAGUCUUAAGGAUUUCCCGCCAAAACAUUGACAUUAUUGCAAAUAUGGACUUGAUAAUUGAUGUCUUAGAAGGCGGGCAAGUAAUACCAGUUGCAUGCAUUUUACUGGAAAUUCAUGCUUCUGGCUAUGUGAAAAUAAGAGGUAAUGAUCUUGGGGGCAAGGUAAAAUUGGAUGAUUUCAAAAUGGCAUUAAAGUGGAGCAAGAUUGGUAAUUUGAAGAUGUUUUUGAUACAGCCUGUUAUACGGACAGUUGUUGAAACAGUUUUCGUGCCAUACGUCAAUGCAAGACUUUGGAAAGGGUUUACAUUGCCCAUGUUCCAUGGUUUUACCCUUGAAAACGCCCAAACAAAUUACCUAGACUCCAGCCUCAUUGUUUGCAGCGAUUUAUCAUAUUCGGAGUCAGAUGAUCAUGCUCAGGCUUUGGUACAAAUAUCAUAGACCAUCUCAGAGGAAUGAAUAUUUGCCCGGGGUUAAAGUUGCAUAUAUUCAUACAACCAUUUGGGAGCCCUGCUGUCCAAGUAACUGAACUUUGCCAUACGAAACAGUCAGAUUUUCCCUUCGUACAACUGUAUAUUUGAUUAUGAUCAAUUGCAGUUAGUGUAAUUUUUAUGUGUAUUAUGUAAAUUAUGUAUAAGUUCUCAUAAAUAAGUUAGUACUACGUAUGUUAACAAUUCUCACUAGGAAAACGCUAUCAACAAGUUGUACAUUAAAGUUUUUUUUUUUUUUUUUAAAAAAAGUUGUACUUUAAAUGUCACAGAAAUUUUGGGGUAAAUAUAUAUACUUUGUAGUCCGUA
Molecule: messenger RNA, 2033 nt
Organism: Spinacia oleracea (spinach)
Lineage: Eukaryota; Viridiplantae; Streptophyta; Magnoliopsida; Caryophyllales; Amaranthaceae
Product: putative BPI/LBP family protein At1g04970
Exons: 6
Coding region: 94-1677 (527 amino acids)
Molecular function (GO): lipid binding
Source: RefSeq, a predicted model, not a curated record